Messenger RNA from Cajanus cajan (pigeon pea), 522 nucleotides. NCBI's taxonomy places the organism in Eukaryota, Viridiplantae, Streptophyta, Magnoliopsida, Fabales, Fabaceae. The record is from RefSeq and is a predicted model, not a curated record.
AUUUGCAACAAAAUGUAUCCUAUAGUGAAUGAACAUGAUGAGGUAUAUCCAGCUCAUCAUAGCCAUCCAAACUAUGUUAUACCAGUGGUGCCUCCAAGUUAUGGCACUCCACAACCAAUACAACCUUAUGCUCCUCCAUACAUCACCACCAGUGGCAGUGUCAACACACACAGAUGGUCAACUGGUCUUUGCCGUUGUCUUGAUGAUCCUGGAAGCUGUUUCGUCACUUGCUUCUGCCCUUGCGUUACAUUUGGAUUGAUUGCUGAGAUAAUAGAUAAAGGCAAUACAACUUGCACUUGUCAUGGGGCUAUUUAUGGGACGCUACUAUCUCUGACUGGGCUUGCAUGCUUGUAUUCGUGCUAUUAUCGGUCCAAAUUGAGGGCACAAUAUAACUUACCAGAGGCUCCUUGUAUGGACUGUUUAGUUCAUUUCUGUUGUGAAACUUGUGCUCUAUGUCAAGAGUAUAGAGAGCUUAAAAACCGGGGAUUUGACUUGAGCAUAGGUAAUAUCUCUAAUUUGUGA